AUGGUCGAUGUAACUCGAAACGAUCUGGUAGAACUCACUACUAGAAAUGGCAAACACACUGGCACCGUUCUCUACUUUAACAAAAACAAAGAAACGAACGACUACGAAAUCAAGCUGAAAGAUGUCAAGACAGAAUCUGGCCGCACAAUCAGAGCCCAGCGAUUCAAGAAAAGCCAAAUCACCGACUUGAAGACUCUGACAAAAGUUCGGAACGCUGAAGAUCUUCCUGCUCCAAAAACUGCUCAUUGGAUUACCGAUCCGGGAAAUACCAACUUUCCACCAGAAAUCGCGGGUUGGUCAAAAGCGAUUGGAAGGAAGGAGAAAAAGUUCUUCCUUGGAAAAUAUGAAAUUGUCGACAAUCGAGUGGAUUUGACCUCGACGCUCGUGAAGUUGAAAUCUUCCUCGCAGCUUUCUGUCUCUUUUGAGCCAUCAGCAAGUGGCGAAAUCGCUGAAGCAAAAAGUAUCAAAUACGUCUGCUUCAAAUCUAAGAAAUUCGAGCCUGUUUUCAUCAUCGAUAUGGAGAAAAUAGGCGAAGAAUUGGUGAUUAAACACGGCAUCAAAACCUUCAUGACUUCGAAAAGCAGGAAGAAAAUCAUGUCACAUUCUGCUGUUGCUGUCAGUGCAUGCAAAAAUCUACAUUUCUUCGAUCCAAAGUCACUCCAAGACGUUGAAGUCCUCGGCUAUCUAGUGGCAAAUCAGCCUCAAUCCUCCCACUUUCAAAAAUUCACUGCCUUGGCGAAACUCCUCCUUGAUAUCAACCUCGCACCUGAGUCUACAAACGCCUCUCUCAAAAACCCCUCUGAUGAAACAUUUAUGAAAAUGGCUGGCCGCGUAAAAGCCCUCGAUCUUGUCAAAACAAAGCUUGAAGAAAUGCGAGAUUCAAAGCUCAACAAAUGCUAUGAAGCGAUGACGAAGUUGAAAUCGGAAGAAAAAGGAAAUUAUGAAAAAGGAAUGGUCAACGAAAUCGUCCGAGAUAUCGUCCAUUCACCGCCAACUGAGACAAAGAUUCUUCAUUUCUGA
This is a messenger RNA of Oikopleura dioica, 1020 nucleotides long. Lineage: Eukaryota; Metazoa; Chordata; Appendicularia; Copelata; Oikopleuridae. The record is from the annotation of a GenBank genome assembly.